Messenger RNA from Hyaena hyaena (striped hyena), 711 nucleotides. It is a transcript of the gene APOBEC1, whose product is annotated as apolipoprotein B mRNA editing enzyme catalytic subunit 1. The record is from RefSeq and is a predicted model, not a curated record. Gene Ontology annotation, molecular function: zinc ion binding; cytidine deaminase activity; RNA binding. Gene Ontology annotation, biological process: cytidine to uridine editing. Gene Ontology annotation, cellular component: cytoplasm; nucleus. The coding region runs from base 1 to 711 and encodes 236 amino acids. Lineage: Eukaryota; Metazoa; Chordata; Mammalia; Carnivora; Hyaenidae. The transcript has 5 exons.
AUGGCCACUGACAAAGGGCCUUCAGCUGGAGACGCCACCUUGAGAAGAAGAAUUGAGCCCUGGGAAUUUGAAGUCUUCUUCGACCCCAGAGAACUCCGCAAAGAGGCCUGUCUGCUCUAUGAAAUCCAGUGGGGCACAAGCCACAAGAUCUGGCGAAACUCAGGCAAAAAUACCACCAAACACGUCGAGCUCAAUUUUAUAGAAAAAUUCACUUCAGAAAGACGUUUUUGCACACCCGUCAGCUGCUCCAUCACCUGGUUCCUGUCCUGGAGUCCCUGUUGGGAAUGUUCCAAGGCCAUUAGAGAAUUUUUGAGCCAACAUCCUGGCAUGACUCUGGUUAUUUAUGUAUCUCGCCUUUUCUGGCAUGUGGAUCAGCAAAACCGGCAAGGGCUCAGGGACCUCAUUAACAGUGGUGUGACUGUCCAGGUCAUGAGAGUCCCAGAGUAUGAUCACUGCUGGAGGAAUUUUGUCAACUACCCACCUGGGAAGGAGGACCACUGGCCCAGAUACCCUGUUGUCUGGAUGACGCUGUAUGCCCUGGAACUCCACUGCAUAAUUCUAAGUCUCCCUCCCUGCUUAAAGAUUUUAAGAAGAUGUCAGAAUCAGCUUACGUUGUUCAGACUUACUCUUCAAAAGUGCCAUUACCAAACGAUUCCACCCCAUAUCCUUUUAGCUACAGGGCUGAUACAACUUCCUGUGACCUGGAGAUGA